GGCAACUUUUAAGGUGUUUAAAGUUUGAACCAAUGCCAAAACCACCUGCCUUUCGUCAUUCCUUGCAGCUUGCAGCUCGCAGCAUCGCCAUCUCAUGUUUCAACUACCUGAGUCCAUUCAUUGAUUGAUUUUCAAUCCACCGUUUCAUUCCCACAUCAUUGGUACCAGUGGUAUACGCGGCCACGUCUUGUUGCUUUGGCUCUCAAUUAGUUAUCAGUUCUCCAGUUCUCCAGUUCUCCAGUUCUCCUUACAAUUGGACUAAUUUAAUAGCGUGUUGCGCUGAGGGUCGCAUUUAGCCGCCUCCAUUCGAGAAAAACUCUUGUCGACAUCCAGUCUUUGCCAGAUUUCCAUUUCAGCCUUGCCAAUCUUCAAGAAAAUCUUCCGGUCUACACGUUUGCAACUCGUUUCGAAAGUUCCCUCUAUACGUCACAAUUCCAACUAUUUUGUUCCCGUUUUGCCAAAUUUUGUUCAAGUCACCUGUUAAUCGACGUUUUGGUGCGGGUACUAGCAGCGACGCCAUUCAAACGAUAUAGAGGCAUGUUUGCGCCGGUCGUCCGAUAAACGCUUCCACGCAUCAUAGCAAACACCAGGGUGCAAUUCCUUUCGUUCGGGCAUCCCAUUGCGAACGUAACUCUCAAAUCGAGGAAAUAUAGCCGAUCGAAUUCCAGCAAGUAGCCUCGCACCCGUUAAUUCACGAUGCCUUCAGCUAGAAGAGUACGCCUCCUCAUGAUGGUAGUGCUAGCCGCUGUCAUCACCACCUUAUUCUUCACAUCUCAGAUGCGGUCGGCAAUUCCCCACGACAACCGAACAGUACAUGAUUUCUUUGGCAAGACUAUGAAUGGCCUAGGUCCCCAAAAGGGUCCUGGGCAAGUUGUGAUGAGCGGCAAAGGAACGACCGUUGAUUCGACGGUAAAAGACAAGGAUGGGGAUGGAUCUGUCGACGAAGACGACGAGCAGUUGGCAAAAGAGAUGGCCGAUCGGUUACGUGCGGCCGAGCAGAAGGCCAAGGACUUGGCUAAUGCUAAGGCACCACUGAAGCCAGAUCCUCCGAGUGAGGUCAUUGGUAUAGGGAGUUCGGCUGGAGGGCAGAAGAAAGGCGCUUCCCAGGGAAACUCAAAGGAGACAGACGAGGAGAGCAAGGAGUCAGAGGAGGAUCGUGAGGUCGAAGCGACUCUUAAUAAUUUACUCAAGAAAUCACCAGUUGUUAUUUUCUCGAAAACGUUCUGCCCGUAUUCUAAAAGGGCAAAGGGCGUCCUUCUCGAGAAAUAUUCUAUCGACCCCGCCCCUUAUGUUGUCGAACUAGACGAGCAUCCCCUAGGCAAGCAGCUACAGGCGAAAUUGGGUAUUAAGACGGGACGCAAGACAGUGCCCAAUAUCAUGAUCAAUGGCAAGAGUGUUGGGGGUAGUGACGAGAUUGCCGAGCUGGAUUCGAGAAAGACCCUUAUUGACAAGUUUAAGUCUAUGGGAGGGAAACAGUUGUCCAUGAAGGAGCGAUUCGUCGGGAACGCCAAAGAGAAGCAGGAGUAAUGACAGACACAUGCGGACACCUAAACAACGGUUUCUUCUCGGGAUAUCUUGGGGUCACGUGAAUAUGGAACACGGUAAUAUGGACAAACCGUUGUCACCUGCAUGUAUGGCGUUGGGGUCUCUUUUACUGAGUACUAUUGUGUUGGGCAUUCUGGGUCUGGCACGGUAUAAGACUAUGGUGUGGUCUUCGGCUUUUGCGUUCUAGACUUACAGCUCUAGGACAAUUCUCGGUGUAUGAUAAUUUCGUACCUGUGUGAGUCUAUAUGGGCACGGGUCCAGAUAGGGUCUUCCAGCCGGCUUUCGAGGUUCGUUUAUGGGGCUAUCUUCAUACGAGCCGGUAAGCCAAGGUUUUUGGCCGAAUAUUCAGCUUGCGAAGAACGGCAUUGGAGAUUAAUGGCAACUGGUGAUACAAAGAUUAAGAUGCGAUUAUUCUUUGGGUCGCAACUGUAGCCCUCGCAACCGUAAAUAAAUCGUGAUCGUAAGAAUAGUAUCGCAGACAUAUCAUAUUUCCUAUCCUUCUAAUUCAAGUAUAAGCCGAAGGUGGCUAU
Molecule: messenger RNA, 2075 nt
Organism: Daldinia vernicosa
Lineage: Eukaryota; Fungi; Ascomycota; Sordariomycetes; Xylariales; Hypoxylaceae
Product: glutaredoxin
Exons: 2
Coding region: 697-1527 (276 amino acids)
Biological process (GO): cellular response to oxidative stress
Cellular component (GO): Golgi lumen; fungal-type vacuole; cis-Golgi network
Molecular function (GO): glutathione disulfide oxidoreductase activity
Source: RefSeq, a predicted model, not a curated record